AUGGAUUUAAAAGAGAAAGAAAUACUAUUUGAUGAAAUUAAUGACCUUAUACAUAGAGAAUAUAAUAUAUGUUAAUAAAAAAACAAAGGAUAUUUUUAGUAAUUAUUUAACAAGGAAAAACCACUCCCUACUAAAAAAGUUUCUAGCAUUUAAUUUAAAGAUGAGUUUAUAAUUUUACAAUACUCUGUAGAUUAGGAUUUACAGCAUUUAAAUUUAAAGCAAGAUUUUGAAAAAAUGAUGUACAAGACUGAUAAAUAAACCUUUAUUAGUUAAAUUGAUGAAGAGGAUGGAAAUGUAAAGAUAGAUUAUCAAGUAACCAAUUGGAUAGAAAAUUAUUUUUAGGAAGGCAGAUAUGAGACUGUGAUGCCUUAAGUUUACAAAGAUAUGUACUUUUAUCUUGCUGUAUCUUUAGCAUUUUUUUAUAAAUUCCUUAAGAAUGCGUUCAAUUGA
This is a messenger RNA of Tetrahymena thermophila SB210, 450 nucleotides long. RefSeq lists its product as hypothetical. The transcript has a single exon. The record is from RefSeq and is a predicted model, not a curated record. NCBI's taxonomy places the organism in Eukaryota, Ciliophora, Oligohymenophorea, Hymenostomatida, Tetrahymenidae.